Messenger RNA from Diaporthe batatas, 1514 nucleotides. RefSeq lists its product as uncharacterized. NCBI's taxonomy places the organism in Eukaryota, Fungi, Ascomycota, Sordariomycetes, Diaporthales, Diaporthaceae. Bases 81 to 1514 code for a protein of 477 amino acids. Gene Ontology annotation, molecular function: FAD binding; proline dehydrogenase activity. Gene Ontology annotation, cellular component: mitochondrion. The record is from RefSeq and is a predicted model, not a curated record. The transcript is spliced from 2 exons.
CGAACAUCCACCGAAUCACUCGGACGGAGAUCUAACUUCUUCAUUCUCCUUUGCUAAUUCCUAAACAGAAACACUUGAGAAUGGGGGCAUCCUCGAAAAUUGCUCUAUUCCCAGCGGGAAGGGGACUUGUCUUGCACACCUGCAUAUUCACCAACAAGUUGGGCUGCCUCCCCUUUGCUCGCCUGCACUCAAGCCAGUCAACAGCGGCCCGGCAAGCAGCGAUAAGGUCUCCUCAACUUGAUGGAUUCGCAGACAGUCAGACGCAGACCUUCAGGCAGAGAUACCCCCUUUCCAUUCUCACAACGAGAGACCUUCUCCGGUCAUUAUUGAUUUCCACAAUCUCUUCCAAUUCUCUCCUUUUGACACCGGCACUCCAUACGCUCUCCUUCUUGUGCAAACCUUUCGGCGGCCGAUUUUUAGACGUCGACAGAAACCCUAUCCUGCGCAAAAUCCUUAAGCCUACGUUUUACGAUCAGUUUUGUGCUGGCGAAAAUCCCAUCGAGACCAAGCAGUGCGCGCAGAGACUCAAGAGUCUUGGAUUUGAAGCUAUCAUCCUCACAUAUGGCAAAGAAUCUCUACAUGGCGAUGGUGCGACGGCUGCCAAGCUAGAAGGUGGACGAGAUGCCGAGAUUGAUCGCUGGAAAGUCGGCAUUAUGGAGACGAUCGACUCCGUGGGCUCUGGAGACUAUAUCGCGUUCAAGCUUACUGGCGCGGGGCGAGCGGUUACCGCGGCUCUAGCGGCGGACGAGACUCUUCCGAGUCAGAUGCUCGAGGUUCUGGAUGAACUGUGUAUGGAGUGCAAGAAGCGCAACAUCAGCAUGAUUGUCGACGCGGAAUCUCAGGAUUAUCAGGUGUCCAUCGACAACGUGACGCUCGAGCUCAUGCGCAAGUUCAACCAGGACGGGACUGCCGUGGUGUAUAACACGUACCAGGCGUAUCUGAAGAAGACACCUAGGAACGUCGUGGAGCACCUGACUGCGGCCCAUAAGGGCGGCUUUACAUUGGGUCUUAAGGUUGUCAGAGGGGCUUACAUUCUCUCAGAGGAGAGAUCAUUCAUCCACGAUACCAAGGAGGAUACCGACCAGUCCUACAACAGCAUCGCUCAAGGCGCUCUCAAGCGUCAGCUCGGCAAUGUCGGCCGGCCUGGGCCAGACUCGGUGGCGUUCCCGUCUGUUAAACUCCUGUUGUGCAGCCACAACAAGGAGAGUUUGACCGAGGCGCUCAACCUCCACCAGGAUCGCAUGAAGAAUGGUCUUCCAACUGUCCCUGUCGCCUUUGCCCAGUUGCACGGCAUGUCUGAUGCUGUUAGUUUCUCAUUGCUUCAGCACAAGAUCGAUGGAUUGCCUCGGCCAACGGUGAUAAAGUGCUCUACAUGGGGGACACUGGGGGAAUGCUUGGCUUACUUGCUUCGCCGAGCAGUUGAGAAUAAGAGCGCCGUCAUGAGAACAACGGAUGAGCAUCUUGCGCUGAAACAAGAGUGCUGGAGACGUCUUCGUACAGCAGUUGUGGGAUAA